Nymphalis io (European peacock) is the source of this 1443-nucleotide messenger RNA. RefSeq names its product interleukin enhancer-binding factor 2 homolog. The record is from RefSeq and is a predicted model, not a curated record. Lineage: Eukaryota; Metazoa; Arthropoda; Insecta; Lepidoptera; Nymphalidae. The coding region runs from base 215 to 1384 and encodes 389 amino acids. The transcript is spliced from 9 exons.
UAACCUCAAUUAAAUAAUCAAUUUAUAGCAAAAGUUAGCGUCUCGUUUUGAUUUUAUCAUUUUCGCUAAACAAAAACACUUGAAAUUGUUAAUAUACAAAGCACAUUAUAAAAUUACCUCACGCUGUAUUGUUUUUAAAGUUUCUUGGCAGAGUUAUACAUAAAUAGAAAAAAGUUAUAUUGAACAAGUGUUUGAAUUUUGAAAGUUUGUUGCAAUGGUACGAGGUACCGGUCGCGGUGGUAGAGGGAUGCCAGGGCGAGGUGGAAUGGGGCGUCCACCCUUCAGCAGACCCCGUGUAUUAAUGUUGAGACCCCCUUUUGAUUUAAUUCUCGCAGAACCCGCCUUUCCUAGAUGCAAACCAGCACCUGAUGAUUCGGCUUUGACACAGGCACUCCUCAAAAGACACACAGAGCUAUGUCCGACACCAACAGAACAAGCGGCUGUGUUGAGUCUCAUCACAAAGCUGCAGACUGUACUUGACAAUUUGGUUGUGGCACCAGGAGACUUUGCGGCUUGUCAAUUGGAAGAAGUACGCCAAGUUGGUUCUUAUAAGAAAGGCACUAUGAUGGCAGGAAAGAAUGUAGCCGAUAUAGUUGUAAUUAUGAAGACCUUACCCACUAAGGAGGCUGUAGAGGGCCUUUCGAAUAAGGUGAACGAGGAACUUAACAAGCUGAUGCGCGCCGAGGGUCUGUCGCCGGUGACGUGUGCGAGUCACGAGCGCGGUUUUACGGUGACGGCGGUGGCCGCUGUGCGUGUCUUGGUUACCACAUUACAUCAGAACCUGCGGAAGCUGGAGCCGGAGGUGCAUUUGGACUACAAAGUGAUCAGCAGUCACUUGGCAGCCAUCAGACACAGCCGUUGGUUUGAGGAGAACGCUCACCAUUCUUCCAUUAAGGUAUUGAUCCGUCUACUCCGUGACAUGUGCGCGCGGCAUGCCGGCCUCGAGCCCCUGACCCCCUGGAUGAUAGAUCUGCUCGCACACCACUGCAUCAUGAACAACCCAGCGAGGCAAGCGCUACCCAUCAACGUGGCCUUCAGACGAGCACUGUCGCUGCUGGCGGGCGGGCUGUUCCUGCCGGGCUGCGCCGGCCUGCCGGACCCGUGCGAGGCGGCGCACUCGCGCGCGCACACCGCGCUCGACCUCGUGGCGCAGGACCACGCCGCCGCCACCGCGCAGACGCUGCUGCGCGUGGUGGCUCGCGGCGGUCACCGCUACGUGCUGGGUCUGCAGGCCUUCGAGGGCGGCAAGGACAUCUCCACCGAGAUCACGGUGUGGGACGGCGUCGUGGUCUCCCCGCUGGCGCCCGCCUACAGCGACACGCCGGAGCCCAUGGACACUGACGAUAAAGAUGACGAAGGAACACAAGACGGUGUUGCCGCAUAAAAUUAGUUCAUAAGGAAACAUAUAUUAUUAAAAACCCUUUAAUAAAUUUGUAAUUUAAG